CAGAAGACAGCUUGGACCCUGAAUUUAAACUCAUCCGAGAAAGACGCCUUGCUGAAUUGAAAGCUCAGCACCAAGAAAAGGUCGACAACAUGAGCAAAGGUCACGGGCAGUACCGUGAGAUCACUCAGGAUGAGUUUUUGCCGGAGGUGACAGGCUCCCGUCGCGUCCUCGUUCACUUCUAUCAUAAGGACUUCAU
Messenger RNA from Nannochloropsis gaditana CCMP526, 196 nucleotides. RefSeq lists its product as uncharacterized. The transcript has a single exon. The annotation marks the transcript as partial. Gene Ontology annotation, cellular component: cytoplasm. The record is from RefSeq and is a predicted model, not a curated record.